CAUGUUGUUCAUAUUUAGUAUGAUCAGAACUGAUAGACAAGACCAACUCAAAUUCUUAAUUUCUAUAGAUCCAUCAGAUAUAUAGAGAAUACAAAUAAAUUGUACAGAGAUGUUCUUCUUAUAUGUAAAGUUCAAGACUUAAGCAAUAGUAGUUAUUUAAUAUAACUUAGUUUCGAAUGUUAUUUUAUCCUAUACGAUGUUUUCAUAGAAAUUUUUGUUGAAAAGUCCAUAAUAGAUGAUUAUCAUAAUCAAAAGACGGAUAUAUUUUUCAAAAAAAAAAAAAGUAUUAAAUCUAAUUAUAUUUCUAAAUAGAAAUCAAUUAUUUAUUGAAUAAAUUUUAGGCAAAUGAACGUACAACUGAUUUAAGUAUUGAUCCUCAAUAUUAUCCACAAAUAAUUGGUUCCAAAGGUAAAAAUUUAGAAGAAGUUCGUUCAAAAUUUAAUAAUAUUCAAAUAACAUUUCCUGAAGCUAAUGGUAAAAGUGAUAAAGUUAUAUUACAUGGUGAUAAAGAUGAUGUUGAAAAAUGUUCAAAAUUUUUACAACAAAAAGUCAAAGAUCUUUAUUCAAUAGAAAUUGAAGUACCAAAACGUAUAUAUCCAAUGUUAAUUGGUAAAGGUGGUGCAAAUAUUCAACGUUUACGUGAAAAAAUUCCUGAUGUUCGACUUGAUGUACCAUCAAUGGAUGAUAAUAAAGAUUCAACACAUAUACGUUUAAAUGGUAAAAAAAAUGAUGUUGAUAAAGCACGAAAAGUUCUUGAGGAACAUGUUAAUCAAUUAAAUGUAUCAAUUGAAAAUUCCAUUGAACAACAUAUAACAAUUGAUCCUAAAUGGCAUAGUCGAUUUUUUCAAAAUCGUCGUAAAUUAUUAAAUGAUUUACAACAACAAUAUGGUGAUAUGUUAAUUAAAUUACCUGAACGUAAUACAAAUUCAGAUCAAGUUUUAUUACGUGGACCAAAAGAUAUAGUUGAACAAGUACGAAAACGUUUAGAAGAAUUAAUUGAUACAUGGGAAAAUACAAUAACAAAAGAAAUGAUUAUACCACAUCGUCAUCAUCGUUAUUUACUUGCACAAGGUGGUACAUAUAUUCAACCAAUACAAAAAGAAUAUAAUGUACAAAUUAAAUUUCCACCACGUGGAAAUAAUCAAAAAGAUGAACAAGAAACAACAACAACAACAACAACAACAACAAGUGAUGAUGAUGAUAAACAAAAAGAUAUUGUCCGUUUAAUAGGUCGUUCAGAUGAUAUUGAUAAAGCAAUGAAUGCAUUAGAAAAAAUGAUACCUAGUGAAAGUUCAGUUGAUAUACCAUAUGAAGCACAUGGUAUAUUAGUUGGUAAAAAUGGUAGUAAUUUACAAUUAUUAAUUAAAAAAUAUCCUGAUGUUCAUGUUACAUUUCCACCUGUUAAUUCAUCACAAAAUACAAUACAAUUAAAAGGUCAACGUGAACAAGUUGAAGGUAUUAAAAAUGAAUUAUUAGAAUCAUAUGAAAAAUAUCAAGCUGAUAAACAAGCACGUUCACAUGAAAUACAUUUUACAAUUAAACCUGAACAUCGUUCAUUAAUAUUUGGUUUUCGUGGUAAAACAAUAAAUAAUUUACGACAAAAAUAUGAUGUUAAAAUUGAUGUUAGUAAUAAUCAAUCAUCAACUAGUGUACCAACAUCAUCUAUAAUAGAUAAUAAUAAUGAACAACAAGAUGAUAAUUUAUCAUCAAAUGAAAUAAUACAAAAUUCAAAUUCAUUAUCUGAUGUUGAAAUUAUUUUAACUGGUUAUGAAGAUAAAAUAUUAGCAUGUCAAAAUGAAAUUUUACAAUUAAUUAAAGAUUUUGAAGCUAAAAUAACAAUGGAAAUUGAAAUUGAUCCACGUACACAUGCACGUAUAAUUGGUACUGGUGGACAAAAAUUACAACAAAUUAUGAAAGAAUAUAAUGUUGAAAUUAGAUUUCAAGCUAAUAAUCAAACUGAUAAAGUACAUGUUAUGGGUUUAGAUCAAGAAAAAAUUGAUGCUUGUAUUGAUCAUUUAUUAUUAUUAGAAGAAGAUUAUCUUCAAGAUCUUCCAUAUAGACCAACAACAAAUGUACAAAAUCAAAAUGAUUCAAUAUUAGGUCAACAAUCAUCAAAUAUUCAACAAGAUCGAUCAACAACUAAUAAUGUUAAAGUAAUCAAUGAAAAUAAAAAUAAAAAACAACAACGACAAGCAUCAUUUCAAGUUAAAAAUGCACCAUGGACUAAUGGAAAAGAAUAUGAUAAUGAAUAUGAACAAAAUAAUUAUUCACAACAACGUAAUGAACAUGAAAAUUCAAUGAAAACAUCAACUACUAUGGCACCUAAUCGAGAUGAUUUGGGCGAAUAUCCAUUGUUCAGUAAUGGUCUCACAUUAUCAACAGAUGAUAGUUCAUCACAAGUGCCACAAACAACAGUGAAUACAAUACCAGUUAUUUGGGGUCCUCAAAAACGAAAUAAAUAA
This is a messenger RNA of Rotaria sordida, 2462 nucleotides long. The record is from the annotation of a GenBank genome assembly. NCBI's taxonomy places the organism in Eukaryota, Metazoa, Rotifera, Eurotatoria, Philodinida, Philodinidae.